CAGGAAAGACAGAAUCAUAACCCACAUGGAGGAGCAGCUGCAUGUGUGCAUCUGUGCGUUCUCCUAAAAUCUGUUCAGGCAUUCGUCUCCAGGUUGAAGUAGUAUGUAAAGCAACGCGGGAUUUUUGUUUGAAAAAUCUGUUUUUUUUGUUUUAUUUUACAGCUUUCAGUCAGGCUGCUGAAAAACAGAAAGCGCGCAACUUCUUUAGGAGACUGAGACGCGCUUCUUAAGUUUGGAGAGGAGAGAGCGCGCUGCAGAUGGCUGCUCUCAUCAGCGCGUACUCUUCGUGGCCGGAGUCUUUCGAGUGUCCUCCAGGAGACGGAGAUGUUCCCGACGCUCAUGUCUCGCACAGGACUCCCGUGGACAAGGCGCCGGAGCCGCGGAUCAGGCGGCCCAUGAACGCGUUCAUGGUGUGGGCCAAAGACGAGCGCAAACGGCUGGCGGUUCAGAACCCAGACCUGCACAAUGCAGAGCUCAGCAAAAUGUUGGGAAAGUCGUGGAAAGCCCUGACUCCCCCUCAGAAAAGGCCGUAUGUGGAGGAGGCAGAGAGGCUCAGAGUGCAGCACAUGCAGGACUAUCCCAAUUAUAAGUAUCGGCCCCGCAGGAAGAAACAGCUCAAACGCAUCUGCAAGAGAGUGGACCCUGGUUUUCUCCUGAGUGGGCUGGCCCCUGACCAUGGUCCCCUGCCUGAUCAGCGAGCCCUCAGUCACCCACUGGACAAAGACGAGGGCAGCUCUAAUGGAGUCGGCGGUGGCUUCUCAGGCUCCAGCCCUGCUCUGCCCAGUGUGAGAACCUUCAGAGAGCCUGCUGGCUCCAGCAGCAGCUUUGACACCUACCCGUACGGCCUUCCCACACCUCCCGAGAUGUCCCCCUUAGAUGCCAUGGACCACGAGCACAUGCCUCCGACCUAUUAUUCAACAUCUGGUAGCUCUUCGGUCUCAUCCACGGCCUCCUGUCCAGAUGAACACCACCAGAAUCAGAUGCACAUGGGCAGCCCACCUCCUUACCACACUGACUACACGCAGACCCAAAUCCACUGUGGGGGCACAAUCUUAGGUCACAUCCCUCACAUGUCCCAAACUGGAAGCAGCGGUGGACUGAUCCCUGGCCCUCCCCUGUCCUACUACAGCUCCUCGUCAUUCCCGCAGAUCCACCAUGGGCACCCCCAGGGCCACCUGGGUCAACUGUCCCCGCCACCAGAGACUCAGAGUCACUUGGAGACUUUAGACCAGCUGAGCCAAGCUGAGCUUCUGGGUGAGGUGGACCGUAAUGAGUUCGACCAGUACCUGAACUCCACUGGGGGUGGUUUCCACCCAGAACAACCUGGUGGCAUGACUGUAACUGGACACAUCCAGGUGGCAUCGACCACCACCACCUCUGCUGCAGCAUGUCCCAGUAGCACCACGGAAACAAGCCUCAUUUCCGUGCUCGCAGACGCAACGGCGGCCUACUACAACAACUACGGCAUCUCAUAAGCACGCUCGUCGCACUAACAGACUUGAGACUAAAUAAAGAUACUGAAAGACUGUAAAGAUAGUUUCAGAGAUGAAGGAUAAUGUUGCAGUUUUUAGCAUCUACGAACAACUUCCUCCAAUCCUAAAGAGCUGAACUGAUAACUGAGCAAUAUGUUUGUCUGGAGCCGAGUGUGAACAACAAGCAAUGAGAAACAAGAAGAUAUGGAGAUGGACACCUCAGGGAUGCAGACACAGACUACUAUAGAAUGCCACCUCCAGUUGUUUCUAAAUUUCUAACAUUAGUGCAACAAUCGUAAAAGUCUUGUUUAUUCACCAAUUAAUGUAGCUACAGAGGCAUGUGCAGACGCUCUUUAAAAGCUAAUUUAAGUCCGUUGAUGUUUUGUUUUGCAUAAAUGUAUUGCUGUUAUCGAUGCUUUUCCAUUUGAAUGUUGGCUUUUGUUUUAUCACUCUCAUCAGUUUGGGAGUCUUACCUCAGUGGUUGUAAUUGAAAACAGUUUUAGUUGAACAUUUCUUAUGCAAUUAAACUAAGUUGUGUAUAUUGAAGAAAGGAAGGCAUUUUUUUAACAACUUCUCUAGUAAUAUAGUCAUAUAGUCAACAUCCUCAUUGAAAAAUAACAGUAAAUUUAAGUGUAUGCUGAUUUAGAUUCAUGAAAGACUGUAAAAGUUUGAUUUUUAUAUUAUAACGAUACCACAAGAGAACAAAUGUUGUUCAUUGUAAUUAAAAGAAAAUACUGGAAAUAACUGAUAUAUGAUGAGAUGCCGCCACAUAGAUUGACUAGUUGCCUAGAAUAAAGAAUAAAAGAAUAAAACAUUA
Molecule: messenger RNA, 2289 nt
Organism: Girardinichthys multiradiatus
Lineage: Eukaryota; Metazoa; Chordata; Actinopteri; Cyprinodontiformes; Goodeidae
Gene: sox7
Product: SRY-box transcription factor 7
Exons: 2
Coding region: 258-1475 (405 amino acids)
Biological process (GO): regulation of DNA-templated transcription; anatomical structure morphogenesis; cell differentiation
Molecular function (GO): RNA polymerase II cis-regulatory region sequence-specific DNA binding; DNA-binding transcription factor activity, RNA polymerase II-specific
Source: RefSeq, a predicted model, not a curated record